GUUGUUAUGGUGUGUCCCCUGACAAGGCCACUGAAGACUGGAUGUGCUCCAGGUGUACAGAAAAUGCCUUAGAAGAGGACUGCUGUUUGUGUUCAUUACGAGGAGGAGCACUGCAGAGAGCCAAUGAUGACAAGUGGGUUCAUGUGAUGUGUGCUGUAGCUGUGCUGGAGGCAAAAUUUGUGAACAUUGCAGAGCGGAGUCCUGUAGAUGUUGGCAAAAUCCCCCUGCAACGUUUCAGACUGAAAUGCAUCUUCUGCAAGAAACGAAGAAAGAGAAUUGCAGGUUGCUGUGUACAGUGUUCGCAUGGUCGGUGUCCCACAUCCUUUCAUGUCAGUUGUGCCCAAGCAGCAGGAGUCAUGAUGCAGCCUGAUGACUGGCCGUUUGUUGUCUUCAUUACCUGCUUCAGGCAUAAGAUUCCAUCUCAGCGAGCUAAGGCUGCACUCCAGGAUCUGUCACCUGGACAGAUAGUCAUCAGCAAGCACAAGAAUGGUCGCUUCUAUCAAUGUGAAGUGGUCAGCCUUGCAAAGGAGACUUUCUAUGAGGUCAACUUUGAUGAUGGUUCCUUCAGUGAUAACCUGUAUCCAGAGGACAUUGUGAGUCGAGACUGUCUUCAGUUAGGUCCCCCUGCUGAAGGGGAAGUUGUGCAGGUGAGAUGGACAGAUGGACAAGUUUAUGGAGCCAAGUUUGUCGCAUCACACGCCAUCCAGAUGUACCAGGUGGAAUUUGAAGAUGGGUCACAGCUGAUGGUGAAAAGGGAUGAUGUAUAUACUCUUGAUGAGGAGCUUCCUAAGAGAGUGAAGUCAAGACUGUCAAUAGCUUCAGAUAUGCGCUUCACAGAGAUCUUCGCAGAGAAGGAGGUCAGACAAGAGAGGAAGAGACAAAGAGUGAUCAAUUCACGCUACCGUGAAGAUUACAUUGAACCUGCGUUGUACCGGGCCAUCAUGGAGUAAGCACUGCCUGUGGCAGAGAAAGAAGAUGCCCACCUCCCCCAAGGAUUUAAAUGCUCCAGUACAACAGGCCAUAUUUGGAUGCUUCGAAUCCAGGGUUUUUUGUUUUGUUUUAAGGAAGCUAAAAAGCUGAUGCUCUGCAGUAGCUGAAGGGCAGCUGUUGGAUAGUGAAACAGAUCCCAUUUGCUGAAGCUGAUGCUGCAGACUCCUGGUCUGAAGUUGGGUCCUUACUGAAUAAGCCAGCUUGGGGGUGUUGCUUUCAUCUCGUCGAGCAGUCUUGCUUUUUUAUUAGAGACAAUUUUGACAGAUGGCAAACUCUUUUGGGAGUUGUAGCCAGGAAUCUUGGCAGCUGCAGAAUAGCACGGUCUGUUGUUUUAAUUGAAUAAUGUUCCUGAUUUUGGGAGUCUCCCUGGUGACCACACUGGGGCUUGAGCAGGCAGUAUUACUGGUGCUUGAAAUUGAACCUCUUUUUAUAUUUAUAUCCAUCUUUUUGUCGCAAGCAGCUUCGGUCUCUUGUUUCUCAGCACCUCCUUUGAGGGUUGAGCUGUAGGCUGUUCAGAUCCAAGCAGACAGGAGGUGCUUGUGUGAACAGGUGAAAUGUGAAAUUGAAUCCUAUAGGACAAAUUAUUUAACCCUCCAUUUAAUAUUUUUGUUCUGAUACUUGUUUUGACUUACUUAAUCACAAGUUUAACUGCAAUAGUAUGUGCCUCAG
This is a messenger RNA of Cariama cristata (Red-legged seriema), 1659 nucleotides long. RefSeq names its product lysine-specific demethylase 4A-like. The record is from RefSeq and is a predicted model, not a curated record. The annotation marks the transcript as partial. Gene Ontology annotation, biological process: regulation of transcription by RNA polymerase II. NCBI's taxonomy places the organism in Eukaryota, Metazoa, Chordata, Aves, Cariamiformes, Cariamidae. The transcript is spliced from 8 exons.